Photinus pyralis (common eastern firefly) is the source of this 751-nucleotide messenger RNA. Its product is annotated as peptidoglycan-recognition protein LB-like. Bases 95 to 709 code for a protein of 204 amino acids. The record is from RefSeq and is a predicted model, not a curated record. Gene Ontology annotation, biological process: innate immune response; peptidoglycan catabolic process. Lineage: Eukaryota; Metazoa; Arthropoda; Insecta; Coleoptera; Lampyridae. Gene Ontology annotation, molecular function: zinc ion binding; peptidoglycan binding; N-acetylmuramoyl-L-alanine amidase activity. The transcript is spliced from 3 exons.
UCUCAAGAGCGAAUGUCAAGUGUGAGCGGGUAAUUAAUAAAACACACAAUAGCAGAUAACGCGAUGUUGUCAUCAUAAGGUUGAUAAACGUCGAAUGGUUCUCACUAUGAAAAAGUGGCUAAUCUAUUUUUUCGGUUUAGGCGUCCUCUGUCGAAGCGAAAUGUGCGAUUUUGUGCUGGUGACGAGAGAGGAAUGGGGCGCGCGACCUCCGACGGACGUGCAGAGCAUGCAGGAUCCGGUGCCGUACGUUAUCAUCCACCACACCUACCAGCCACCGGCUUGUUCGUCAACCGAAGACUGCAUAAAGGCGAUGCAAUCGAUGCAGGACUCUCACCAGAUUGAUCAAAAGUGGGAAGAUAUCGGGUACAAUUUCGUUGUCGGGGGUGAUGGCAAAGCAUACACCGGUCGCGGUUGGUCGGUCGUUGGAGCACACUCACCCAGUUACAACAACCAAAGCAUCGGCAUAUCCUUAAUCGGCGAUUGGAGAGUCGAGCUGCCGCCACCAAAUCAGAUUCAGACAGCGCGUAAAUUAAUCGAAUGCGGUGUGCAAACGGGAAAGAUACGGCCUGACUACAAACUGUACGGGCACCAACAGGUGCGACAAGGAACCGAGUGCCCCGGCCAACGAUUACUCGAUGAAAUUUCAACGUGGGAUCAUUUCUCGAAAACACCCCCGUUCGUGUGGGUGCCCAACGAGAUACCAACAUAGUCAAUUUUUGUACUGAUAUAGCAAAAUAUACAUUUAUUUUUA